Messenger RNA from Pseudovirgaria hyperparasitica, 6597 nucleotides. Its product is annotated as polyketide synthase. The record is from RefSeq and is a predicted model, not a curated record. The coding region runs from base 1 to 6597 and encodes 2198 amino acids. Gene Ontology annotation, biological process: secondary metabolite biosynthetic process; fatty acid biosynthetic process. Lineage: Eukaryota; Fungi; Ascomycota; Dothideomycetes; Acrospermales; Acrospermaceae. Gene Ontology annotation, molecular function: oxidoreductase activity; phosphopantetheine binding; fatty acid synthase activity. The transcript has 3 exons.
AUGGCAACCAAGAUCGCCGUCAUUGGUUACGCAUGUCGUCUACCUGGCCAAGUGUCAACGCCAGAGGAUCUCUGGGAGCUUUGCACUCGUGGCCGGAGUGGGUGGUCUGAAAUACCGAAAGAUCGAAUGAGUGUGGAUGCCUUCCAUCACCCGAAUCCCUCCAAGGCCGGCGCGUUCAAUCCUAAAGGUGGCUACUUUCUCAAGCCAGAAGACUAUGAGCGCUUUGACGCGUCUUUCUUCAACCUCACACCAGCCGAAGCAAUUUCACUGGAUCCACAGCAGCGACUUCUUCUAGAAUGCACGUUCGAGGCGCUCGAGAGCGCUGGCAUUCCUCGAGAGCAGAUUGCUGGACGUGAUGUGGGCGUUUACAUUGGGGGUAAUUUUUCAGAUUAUGAAUUAAGAAAUGUGCGAGACUUGGAAACCUCUCCCAUGCAUCAGGCCACUGGUUGUGCUCCAGCAAUGCAGUCGAAUCGCAUAUCUUACUUCUUUGACCUUCGAGGCCCAAGUUUGACAAUCGACACCGCAUGUUCGGGAAGUCUCGUCGCACUGCAUCAUGCCGUACGAAGUAUACAAUCCGGGGAAACCACUGAGGCCAUCGUUGGUGGAUCUCGUAUGAACCUUCUUCCAGAUUACUUCGUCACAAUGUCCAUGUCUCAGCUCUUCAAUGACACUGGGAAGACAUUUGCUUUCGAUGAACGUGCAAACUCCGGGUUUGCGCGGGGUGAGGGUGCUGGUGUGGUUCUCCUGAAACCACUCGACGCAGCGAUCCGAGAUCGUGACCCGAUUCGCGCCGUCAUCUGUGGUACUGGAGCCAACCAAGAUGGUAGAACGCAAGGAAUCACGAAUCCAAAUGGAGAUGCGCAACGGGACCUCAUCAAAAGAGUGUAUCAGGAAGCUGGGCUAGACCCAAAGCUCGUUGGGUUUGCCGAAAUGCAUGGUACUGGUACUAAAGUCGGAGAUCCAAUCGAGGCACGCUCUGUGCACGAGGCACUGGCAAUACACCGAUCACCGCAGGAUCCGCUCUACAUCGGCAGUGCCAAAUCAAACGUUGGACAUCUGGAGGGUGCAAGUGGCAUCGUCUCACUCAUCAAAGCAGCUAUGAUGCUGGACAAGGAGCUGGUUCUACCUAAUACGAACUUUCGCAAAGCAAACCCUGCCAUACCCAUGCAGGAUUGGAACAUGAAAGUUCUCACAUCGACCAGGCCAUGGCCACGUGGUAAGAAGUACGUUUCCAUCUCGAACUAUGGGUUUGGAGGAGCAAAUGCCCAUGCUGUGUUGGAACGUCCACCUUUGGACCGGAACGACAAGCCGCAAGUCGAUGCAGAUUCAAUACCGGACCCAAGGACAAAGCUUUUCACCAUAUCUGCAAACGACAAAGAGUCAUUACAAGCUCGUGUUAAGGACCUGGGGGUUUACUUUGAGCAACGUCCGGAAGUGUUUGAGAAGAUGCACGCAUCGAAUGUUGCCUACACAUUGGGCUCAAAACGAUCCCAUCUAGCUUAUCGUCUCGCCGUUUCUGCCAACUCUUUGGACGAGCUCGGGAUGAAGCUUGCACAAGUUAGACUUACAUCCUCGAAGGUGCUCAAACAGCCAGUCAUCGGCUUUGUAUUCACCGGUCAGGGCGCUCAGUGGGCACAGAUGGGCGUAGGCCUUAUGAAUAUAUAUCCAGCAUACUCUGCAGCCAUUACAAGAGCUGACAGAUACCUCAAGCAGAUCGGUGCAGAUUUUUCGCUCAUAGAAGAACUGCAGAAAUCUCCUCAGUCCUCUCGUAUCAAUUCACCGGACCUCAGUCAGCCCGCUUGCACUGCUGUUCAGAUAGGACUCGUCGACCUGUUCAAGUCCUGGGGUAUUUGUCCUUCGACAGUUGUAGGCCACAGCUCAGGGGAAAUUGGUGCUGCGUAUGCUGCUGGCGCUUAUAGCGCUGACGACGCCAUGGCCAUGGCGUACCAGCGCGGCAUGAUGACUUUGAAACUCAAGAAGAUGUUUCCGUCAUUGAAGGGUGGGAUGAUCGCCAUCGGUGCGAGCGCCCAAAAAACGAAAGCAUAUAUUGACAAAAUCAAAAAGGCUUAUUUGACAAUUGCAUGCAUCAAUAGCCCUACUAGUGUGACCGUCUCAGGGGAUGCUACUGCGAUUUCACAGCUUCAUGACCUCUUGGACGAGGACAGUGUCUUCAACAGAAUCCUCAAAAUCGACGUUGCUUAUCACUCAGAACAUAUGGCUCGCGUAUCUGAACAAUACCUCGCAGCCAUAGCAGACCGGGUACCAGCGAACUCUUUGACGGCCAAAUUCUACUCCUCUGUCCAUGGUCGUGAGGUGGAGGCUUCCGAGCUUGGUCCAGAGUACUGGGUCAGGAACCUUGUUUCUACGGUGCUAUUUCCCAACGCAUUAAUACCCAUGUGUACGGGGGAUAGCAAGCCAGAUAUACUGAUCGAAAUGGGUCCUCACUCCGCACUAAAAGGCCCAAUUAAAGAUACUUUGAAGAGUCUUGGCCCUUCCAGCGUUAAGAUUGAGUACUCUGCAAGUGUUCUUCGAAACACUAGCGCCGUAGAGUCUGUUCAGGAUGCUGCGGGUGCUGCGUACGUCAAGGGCGCGGUCCUCGACAUGUAUGCAAUCAACUUUCCCAGCACAGGGGCAAAGUACAAUUCGCUCCUGACCGACCUCCCUCGCUACCCAUGGCAGCGCUCAACGUCGUAUUGGCACGAAUCUAGAAUUCCAGACAAACACAAGUCAAGAAGUGGAAAGCGGAAUGACGUACUCGGCGUUCUCGCCAACUAUUCGAAUGAUCUAGAGCCAACGUGGAGAAACAUUAUUAGGUUGGACGAUGUGCCCUGGUUACGACAUCACAAGAUGCAGGGAAUGCCCGUAUUUCCCAUGGCUGGCUAUCUAUCCAUGGCCGUCGAAGCAGCCCAACAACGAGCAGAUGACCGUAAAGUGGCAUUUGACACCUUCGAGUUACGCGAGGUAGUUGUCGGCUCAGCUUUAAUAUUUCAGGAUGGGGUGGACACGGAGGUCACAAUAACGCUUCGCCCGUUCAGUGACGCCUCAAGGGGGCAAUCGGACACAUGGGACGAAUUCAAGAUCUGCUCAUACGAAUCGAAGCGCGGGUGGGCCCAACACUGCCGAGGACUUGUCCGGGUAAAUGACUCCGAGAAACACAAAGAUCGAACGGUCGCUGUCGACGCCUCGAUGCAUGAGGCAGCGGCAAGGAGCCAAUUCGAUCACGCAGCUGCUUUGGCAACAAAACCUGUCGACGAAGACGCUAUGUACGCCAGAAUUGACGCAGUAGGAGCUGGUUACGGUAGCACUUUCCAAGGCCUGCGUCAAUGCUACACAGGGGCCCACCACAGUCGUGGUAACAUCUUUGUACGAGAUACUCGAAGCAUAAUGCCCAAAGAACACGAGCCUACCCUCAUCAUUCACCCAUCUCUGCUCGAUAUUUUCCUACACCUCACUUGGCCUAUCCUCGGUGCUGCAGGAGACAAUUUCGAGACCCUAUACAUGCCCACAGUAGUGCAAUCAGUCAAGAUUGGCCGUGAUGUAGUGCACAUUCCAGGAGAGUACUUAUCUGUUUGGUGCGCUGGAGACCCAGAUCUCUCCAAUCCCAAGCCGACUACAUUCGAAAUUUGUGCAGCUAGAGCAGGCGAUCUUGGAAACCCAGUGAUCAAAUUCGACGGAUUUGUUAUGACGCCAAUCAGGGACUCUGGUGCAGCUGAUAAGUCUCUCGUGAGAAAACUUUGCUAUAAGCUCGUCGAGCAGCCCUUUAUAGCCCCGAUUCCAAUCAGUCAGAAGAGUGAGAUGAAUGGUCAACACCAUAAUGGCAUCAAUGGACACGUAUAUAGCAAUGGCCACGCGAAUAGCGUCAACGGUAAUAUCUCUGAUGAUGAGCUAGCAGACAGCGGUAUCGGCACGCCGAUUGAACAACCAAAUAUCCUCAUCCUCCAGAUUGGUGAAAACGACAAGCUUGCUGAGGAUCUAGCCGGCGCCAUCAACUUCUCGACUGGUUCGCGACCUCCGAUUCGGACUGUCGGCAAGACGUACUGCUCCAAUAAGCGCCUUGUCAUCCUUGAAACGGCCACGAAGUCACUACGCACGAUCGAGCAAGCUGAGUUUGAUAGCCUUAAGCAAGCUCUAUUAACUGCUAAGGACGUACUGUGGGUUUACUCUCGCGACUUUCCAGAGUCGAGCAUGAGUGUCGGUAUGCUCCGCUCGAUUCGCUCGGAAAAUUCGCAUAGAAUCGCGAUACUGGGUGUUGAAGACAUUGAGUUAAAGUCGAACUGGCCUUCCAGGUCGAUCAUGCGAACUCUGGAUGCCCUGUGGUUCGCCGAGUAUGAAAAACCCGUGGAAGAUCUAGAGUUCGUGGCUAAAGAUGGCGCACUAUUCGUGCAACGAGUCGAGGAAGACAAUCUUAUGAAUCAAUUCGUCAGUAACGAGAAUGGCGCUACCAUUCUUGAAAAGCAGUCGUUUGAACAAGCGGAUAGAAGACUGAAGAUGCAGAUCGGUAGCUAUGGGGCUCUUGAUAGUAUCCACUGGGUGGACGACAUUCCUGUUGCCCUUGGGGAUGGCGACGUCGAAAUCGAAGUUAAAGCUUCUGGUGUCAACUUCAAGGAUAUCGUGGUCUGUAUGGGACAGCUCAGUCAACCGUACAUCGGCGUCGAGUGCAGUGGUAUCAUUUCUGCAGUUGGCAAGAACGUGACCAGCGUCAGGAUCGGACAGAGAGUCAUGGCUCAAGUCGAAGGCGCAUAUUCAACCUACGCACGCUGCCCUGCGACGAGUGUUCAUCCUAUCCAUGAAGGCAUGACUUUUGAACAAGCAGCGACUAUACCGGUCGUAUUCUGCACGGCAUACUAUGCACUGUUCGACCUCGGCCGGCUACAAAGAGGUGAGAAAGUGUUGAUACACGCUGGCGCUGGCGGUGUAGGGCAGUCUGCUAUCAUGCUUGCGAAAAUGGUCGGCGCCGAUAUCUACACAACUGUGGGUAGCCGAGAUAAGAAGAAAUUCUUGAUGGACCAGUAUAAUCUUCCCGAAGAUCGCAUCUUCUACAGCAGAGAUACCUCCUUCGCAACAGACAUUCGCAGGGCAACCGGCGGGUAUGGUGUAGAUGUUGUCUUGAACUCUUUGGCUGGUGACAUCCUCCACGACACCUGGGGCCUACUCGCGCCCUUUGGUCGCUUUUGUGAGAUUGGCAAGGCCGACAUUACCAGGAAUAGUCGCCUGGACAUGAUGAAGUUCGAGUAUAACUGUUCUUUCAACUCAAUCGAUCUGACCAAGGUGGCAUCUUACAAGCCUCAACUUAUGCAACGUUUGCUCGCAGACGUCUGUGGUCUGAUGAGCAAAGGAAUUAUCUCUCCCAUAUCGCCUGUCAAGAUCUACUCUAUUUGCGAAACUGAAUUGGCUUUCAGAGCUUUGCAAAGUGGCAAAGCUAUGGGUAAGCUUGUUGUCGUUCCUCAUCCAACUGAUACUAUUCUUGCGUCCAAACGAAAAGUUGGCGACAAUAUCCUCCAUGCUGAUGCUACGUAUGUCAUCAUUGGCGGUACAGGUGGUCUCGGCCGUAGUCUCGCGAAGUGGAUGUCGUCAAAAGGUGCCCGCAACAUCGUCCUUACAUCUCGAAGCGCAACUAUCAACGCCCGGAUCCAAGCCCUGAUGGACGAUCUCGAGCCAAGCGGAACAAGAAUUCUGGUUCAAAAAUGCGAUGUAGCCGACAAGGCAUCCCUCGAGAAUCUCAUAUUCACAGGCCUCGGAUCCCUCCCCCCUAUUCGCGGCGUCGUUCAUGGUGCUAUGGUCCUUCGAGAUACUCUCUACGAGCAAAUGUCUCUUGCAGACUUUCACGCCGUAACAACUUGCAAAGUUGAUGGCGCUCUUAAUCUUGCCUCAAUUCUCUCUUCCUCGCCCCUCGACUUCUUCAUCGCCCUCUCCUCUAUUGCCGGUGUUAUUGGAAACCGCGGUCAGGCCGCCUAUGCUGCCGCAAACGUCUUCUUGGAUUCAUUCAUGGCGCACCGUCGAGCUCAGGGUCUGCCUGGUGUCUCCAUUGAUCUGACUGCCGUUUCCAACGUCGGUUACCUAGCCGAUGGGAGCGCCGCGCGCCGAGAGGAAGUGCUCAAGAACAUAGGCGGCUCAACAAUCGAUAAGGCAGAAGUGCUAGCCAUUUUUUCGGCAGCUGUCACGGGUGAGAUUACUCGUACAUGCGCAGGACAAUGCAUCACCGGCCUAGCCACAAAUGACUCUACAAGUUUUUGGCUCGAAGACAAUAAAUUCAAGUCUCUGCGCGAAGCCGUUCAACAGACUUCAGGGUCGGCUGGCUCAUCAGGUGUUGCGGUCGCACUAUGUAAAGUGCUGCGUACAUCGGCAAGCAAAGACGAUGCGAAGCAAGCAUUCUACUCGGCACUCGCAGCCAAGUUGGGGGCUGUACUGGUGGUCCCUGAGGAUGCGAUCGAGCCGACGCACACAUUGAAGAGUUUGGGCUUGGACAGCCUGGUUGCGAUAGAGAUCCGUAACUGGAUUGGGCGAGAAACUGAAGUGAAUGUGCAGGUCCUGGAGUUGUUGACGAGUGGAAGCAUCAUGAGUUUGGUGGAGCUGGUGUUGAAGAAGAUGGGAAUUUGA